AAAAUGUGCUGCUAGCUAGCUUGCAAGCUGCAAACAUGAGACAUUCGUAGUCUAUUAGCCAAGAUAGCGCGCAGGGCCACGGAAAAGAUGACGCAUCAUGACGUUAAAUGGCUGGACAACCUCUCCUGGCUUCGGUUUAGGGACGAAAAUAAGCUUCCACGCGGACUUGGAGAAAUCGAUGAACAAGACAUGGAUCGAGGAGGGAUGAAGUACAGCAAUAACCAGGACGAGCGGGUGAAUUUCGGGAAUUCCAACGGCAGAGCGUUCCAGGGGGAAGGCAGCGGCCUGCCGGCCCCGGCGACGCCUCAGUCCAUCCUGGGGGACGUCUCCAACGGCGUGGGCAAGGGCGGAGCCCCCCGGGAGGAGCUGACCACGGCCGUGUCGGCCUCCAUGGGCCUGUACACCGAGGACGCCGACGCCAAGCCGCUGGGCGUGGGGGGCAGCCCGCAGCUGCAGAAACAGCAGCAGCAGCAGCAGCAGCAGCAGCAACAGCAGCAGCAGCAGCAGCAGCAGCAGCAGCAGCAGCAGCAGCAGCAGCAGCAGCAGCACACGCUGGGCUCCUUCUCCCUGGGCGAGAACUUCUCCCUGCUGGAGGCCAGCAUCGCGGACCUGAACCGCUGCUCCACCGCCGUGGACCCGCUGACCGGCCUCGGGGUCGGAGUCGGCCCGGAACCCUUCCAGCUGAAGAUGGAGUUCUCCCCCGCGGGGAAGGACCGGCUGGACAUGGAGUCGGAGAGCUUCGGCCAGGUGGGCAAGGAGCAGGAGCUGAACGCCCGGCUCUUCGCCGAGAACAGCCUGGACAUCCUGCAGGACCUGGAGCUGCCGGGCUCCCUGACGGACCUCAACGAGUUCUACGUGGGCGACGAGGCCGCCUUCCUGUCCUCGCUGUCCGUGGACGAGGCCCUGAUGGGCGACGUGGGGGCGCUCAAGGAAACCAAGCCCGUCGUCAGCGGCAACGGCGGCAUCGCCGGCAUGUGCGGCGGUGGGGUGAACGGGUCGGAGCAGCAGCAGCAGCAGCAGCAGGCGGCGCAGGAGGCCGCAGCGGCCGCCGGCCUCCUGCCCGUCAUCAAGAAGGAGAAGGACUCCUUCAUCCAGCUGUGCACGCCCGGCGUGAUCAAGCAGGAGAAGGAGAGCAGGAGCUACUGCCAGAUGGGCGGCGCGGACCUCUCCAGCCCGCUGCACUCGCCCAUCUCCGUCUGCGGGGUCAGCACCUCCGGCGGCCAGAGCUACCACUACGGAGUCAGCUCGCCGUCCGCCGCCGGCCUGCCGGACCAGAAGCCCGUUUUCGGCCUGUACCCGCCCCUGGGCCCCGCCGACGGCUGGGGCAGACCCAAGGGCUACGGCGACCCCGCGGACAUGGGGCGGGGGGGCGAGCUCGUCUCCGUCUCCCAGGCCUUCGCCGGCGGCUACAUCAGCCACGCCCCUCGGGCCGAGUCCACGGCCAGCGCGUCCGCGGGGUCCUCGAAGAGCGGCGCGACCCACAAGAUCUGCCUGGUGUGCUCGGACGAAGCCUCCGGCUGCCAUUACGGCGUGCUCACCUGCGGCAGCUGCAAGGUGUUCUUCAAGAGGGCCGUGGAAGGAUGGAGAGCACGACAAAACACGGAUGGUCAACACAAUUACCUGUGCGCGGGGAGGAACGACUGCAUCAUCGACAAGAUCCGACGGAAAAACUGCCCCGCCUGCCGCUUCCGAAAGUGUCUCCAGGCGGGAAUGAACCUGGAAGCGAGGAAGACGAAGAAGCUGAUCAGGAUGAAGGGCCAGCAGGUGGCGUCGUCCGAGCCCGUCCCGCCGAUGGCGGAGGAGGGGGCGCGGGCGCUGCUGCCCAAAUCCAUGCCCCAGCUCAUCCCCACCAUGCUGUCGCUGCUGAAGGCCAUCGAGCCCGAGACCAUCUACGCCGGCUUUGACAGCACCAUCCCCGACACCUCCAACCGCCUCAUGACCGCCCUCAACCGGCUGGGCGGCCUGCAGGUCGUCUCCGCCGUCAAAUGGGCCAAGGCCCUGCCAGGGUUCCGGAACCUUCACCUGGACGACCAGAUGACCCUGCUGCAGUGCUCCUGGCUGGUGCUCAUGUCCUUCAGCUUGGGGUGGAGGUCCUUUCAGCAGUCCAACGGGGGCAUGCUGUGCUUCGCCCCCGACCUCGUCAUCAACCAGGAGCGGAUGAAGCUGCCCUACAUGAACGACCAGUGCGAGCAGAUGCUGAAGAUCUCCAACGAGUUCGUGCGGCUGCAGGUCUCCUACGAGGAGUACCUGUGCAUGAAGGUCCUUCUGCUGCUCAGCACAGUGCCGAAGGACGGGCUGAAGAGCCAGGCCGUGUUCGACGAGAUCCGCAUGGCGUACAUCAAGGAGCUGGGCAAGGCCAUCGUGAAGCGCGAGGAGAACUCCAGCCAGAACUGGCAGCGCUUCUACCAGCUGACCCGGCUCCUGGACUCCAUGCAGGAGAUGGUCGGGGGGCUGCUCAACUUCUGCUUCUACACCUUUGUGAAUAAAUCCCUGAGCGUGGAGUUCCCCGAAAUGUUGGCGGAGAUCAUCAGCAACCAGUUACCAAAAUUCAAAACGGGGAGCGUCAAGCCCCUUCUGUUUCACCAGAAGUGACUGCCUUACAGUGUAUACAAUGCCUUAAAAAAAACCCCAACCAGCCCGGCCCGACAGCCCUAAACACACACACAUACUCACCUGCGUGCACACACACACACACACACACACACACACAUUUGCGCACGCACCAGCUUGCUUACACAUCCUCAGAGGAAUCCCACGUUGGAGGCGGGGAUGCCCGAUGGCGUGCUAACGGGCGCUAGCCCGAGACAUUGUGCUAACGGGCGCUAGCCCGAGACAUUGUGCUAACGGGCGCUAGCCCGAGAUGGCACGCUAACGGGCGCUACCCUGAGAUAGCACGCUAACAGGCGCCACCCUGAGACAUCGUGCUAACGGGCGCCAUCCUGAGACAUCGUGCUAACAGGCACUACCCCCGGAGACAUCGUGCUAACGGGCGCUACGCCGAGACGUCGCGCUAAUGGGCGCUACGCCGCGCUAACGGGCGCCACCCUGAGACAUCGUGCUAACGGGCGCUACGCCGAGACGUGGCGCUAACGGGCGCCACCCUGAGACAUCGUGCUAACGGGCGCUACCCUGAGACAUCGUGCUAACGAGCGUUAGCCCAAGACGUGGCGCUAACAGACACUACCACGAUACGUGGCGCUAUAACGGGCGCUACCCUGAGGACCCAGGAGGGCCGUGAACGAGGACGGCCAGGCAAGGAAAACAGGAACUGAGCGCUUCAGAGACGUUAGCGCUCACAGGGCGCUUUAACAGACACACAUUUUUAAUUGGCUGGAAAGUACACUCAUACUGACACACACACACACACACACACACACGAGUUAUGCUUUUAAAAACCAAUACAAUAUUUUAUAUCAUUAGAAUAUUGAUUUUAUGCAUGCACACUGCUAAAAUGUUUACAAAUAUACAUCAGAAAAAGGGAAAACACGUGCCUUUUUUAAGCUUUGCUGUAUGGUUUUAGAAUUCCCCCCCACCUCCACCCAAACUCUAACUGUCCAGGGCAAGUACUUUGCAUACACAAUGAUUGUUCUUGUGUCCCCCCCCGCCCCCCCAGCCCCCCCCCCCCCCAACUUGCACUGGCAGUUCCUGUCCUUUUUCAUGUUUUACAUUUUUUUUAAUAGCCAUGUUUCCUGAUCUGGGCAGCUGAAUGAUGGUGAAAUAAAACAAGUGAUCCUUACAAUUAUGAAUUAUGUAAAUCCAAAAAAAAAAAAUUCUUUUCUUUUUAGCUUAAUGUUCCGUGUUAAAUUUCUUCGAAAUGGCAGCGCUUUCCGGUUUGUGGCCAGCUUCGUUUGUCCUUUAAAUCAGAACACACAAACGCAAAACAAAAGGCCUGCAAGGAGGAAAAAAAAAAAAAAGGAUAAAAAUUGAUUUACUCUUCUGGUGAAAUGAAAAAGAAAAAAAAAAAAAGCUGCCAGCUUCAUGUUUUACACCGUCCACGAUUCCUGGAAUGUGGUCCGAUCCUGCCCGGAACUCUCUCUCCCGCGCUCGAGUCGCGUCCCCAGGUGGAGGGGGGAGGGGGGGGGGGGGUCACGCAGUUCGUGCAUCUGGCAGCGAGCCGCGCACCCCGUGUACAGUAGGCUACGUAGAUAAUCCAGCAUUCCCUCCCUCCCUCUCUCUCUCUCUCUGGAGCAGAAGGCUCGCAUCGCAGGCUGCGCACGCGCGUUUCACGCGAUUCGCCCCUGGACGGGGUCGCGCGAGCGCUUUCGCCCGUUUGCGUACGGCCGUUUUAGCCGUCGUCGUCGUCGUCGUCUGACCUCCUCGUUAAAACUCUCUCUCUCCCCUUUUCUUGUCGAUCGAUUGGAGGCCGUGGUUCCGCAGAGCUCCCUUAGAUCUCUGCACGCACGCGAACUGCUCAAAUGCAUACGCAAACGGCGGCCGAAGAAACGCGUUUCUUAGGUCCGGUUCGUCGCUUGUUUGACGCGCCUCCGCCUGUACUCUGCCAGUGCCAAACCGCGUUUUCUCAUUUGUAUUUUAACUAUCUGACAAUAGCGUUGUCUAACAGUAAAAAAUGUUAUAAAUGUUUAUAUGAGAAGAGUUUUUAAAAAGAAAGCUGAUAUAAAUAUAUAAAUAUAUAUAUAUAUUUUUUCCUCCUCUGUUAAAGCGUUUUAGUUUAGAAAUACUCAAGGUAAUCACAUGCUUGUGUCUGCUCAGGUUUCCGAUAUGUGAACGUAGUGGAUCGAUCCACUUUAAGACGCCAUGGACGUGUUGAUCAGUUCGAAAACGCAUUGCUGGUAAUUACUCUCAGCACCAUUUGUUCAUCAUGCCCUUUUAUAUAUACAUGUUUUUAGAAUAUAUAGAAUAAAGGUGUAAAGAUAUGUUCAAAGUUUUUAAUUAGGUCACCAGAACUUUCCCCCCUCCCGUUAAUGCCUGGCUUGGGUUUUGUUAAUGCUUAGACAGUGCAACAAAGCUUUUGAUUACCUAGAAUUGAUUGAUUUGAAUUUUGAAAUUGACAGGAAGCGGCAGCACACGCUUUCGCUGAGGUGACCGGUUCUUCUCGUGCUGUAUUUGUCAAUAGCCGUAUGCCUAUCUGCUACAGACUAAAGCCAUUUUUUCCAUGCAUAACAUCCAGCUAUUUUCAAUGAUUAAAAAACCAGGUAUGCUUGUGUGCACCUUUCUUUAAUAAUGACUUAAGAACAUUUUGGAGGCAAACGUCUGUGUGUGUGGAAUUAAAAAAUUGUGAUUGAUGUGACAGUUUUUUUUUUUGUUGUUCUUUUUAUUUUAUUUUAUUUUAUUUUAUUUUUUAGAAUUGUACAUUUUCUCGUGUUACGUGUAUGUAACGCAUCUCCCGGGAGACGGGGGGGUGGGUGUGGGUGUGGGUGUGGGGGGGGGGGGGGUGAAGCCAGGUCUCUCUUGAAAGGGAUUUGUUGAUCUCGUUGGGACCACCUGGUUAAAUGAGAAUGAUACCGACAAUGUAAUGCCCGCGACUGUCAGAAGCCGCCUUUCUGCGCGUCAGACUAGCCAUUAGCAUUCAAGCCGAACUGCUAACCUAUUGGAGAAAGAGAAAAAAAAAAAAAAAAAAUCAAAUAUCAGUAUUGAUAUUAGUCACAUGAUGAUUAUUCCUCUGAUGUUUUUAUUCUAUUUGUGCUUCACUACAAAGAACUUUAUUUUUAUGCAUUUUGGGUUACUUUCACAUACAGUCUCAGAGCUCCCGUUUUGGUAUGGAUUUCACAAAGAAAAGUUUUUCAGAUUUUUUUUUCCUUUAUUCUCUCUGGUAUAAAUUGAAUUUAGAAAAAAGGAAAAAAAAAAUAUUGAAUGAUUAAUUUUGAUGUACUAUUCUAACUAUAUUUAUUUCCUAAAAGGCCUAUUUUGAGGCAGGAGGAAGAUCCAGGUAAACAAAAAGGUGAUUCAAAAAUUUUUGCUCUAUUUUGCCAAUAAAUUUAAUCUGGGUGGUAUCUUCAUUUUAGUGACAUUGGUUCACUUGUAAUCCAUUAAGAAUCGGCAGUCAAUAUUUUUGUUUGCGUUUUUGACCAAGAAUAACCAUAUGCAAAUGUAUUUAAAGUGUUGAUGAAACAUGUUUGCUUGUACAUAAAUGUAAAUUAAAGUAUCAGUGGGAAAGAUUUUAUGGAAGAAUACCAUGUUUUUAAUAAUAAAAAAAUGGUGGGGAGGGAAACAAGUAUAUUUUGUAUCGUUCAACCAUUUGACCAAAGCAAAGCAGAGAAAUGAGCGUUCAUGAGCAGUUAUUUUUACAAUAGCACUUCUACGUAAUUAUCAACUAUAGCACUUAUAAGUUAUUUUUUUAAUCUAGCUUUUGUAAUGGUUUAGGUUUUGGUUUUCUUGUAAAUUACUGUGAAGAUUAACCAGUCACUUCAAAAAGGUAUAAACUGUGUGUGAAAGUAAUCUAUCAGCAAGAGCCUAAAAAAAUUGCACUACCCUAAUACUGGUUGGAAAAAAAAAGUCUAUUUUGUAUAAGAUAUACAUGCAAAUAUUAUCUUCAGAAAUUAAGGGCAGAUUGUAUUUCACUGGUUAUGGCUUUCAUUAAAGUCUGUUUUGUUUGUUUUUUUUUUUUGUUUUUGUUUUUUCUUCUCAGUUCUGUAAUUGUAAUCCAAUGUAAAGAAUAUCCCAAUUGUCCAUUUGUUUAAAAAGUAGUUUUCUAUUACUUCUGUAUUACACCUUUUCUGUAGUCAAUGUUGAUCUUUUCACCUACUUGAUUAAAUGUUGGACUAAGGUUUCUUUGCUUGGUACUUUUAAAGAGCUUUGGUGAUACGCCGAAGCAGUAUGGUGGUAAGCUGAUAACCGUUGUCGAUGGUUUGAAAAUUGUUCGCCGGAAUGGUUUUCUGUCAUGAUGAAGAAGUUACAGCUAUCAGUCGUUCAUAUAUAAUAAAUGCGCUUUUCCAUCCUGGUG
Anguilla rostrata (American eel) is the source of this 6901-nucleotide messenger RNA. Its product is annotated as glucocorticoid receptor-like. Gene Ontology annotation, biological process: nuclear receptor-mediated glucocorticoid signaling pathway; regulation of transcription by RNA polymerase II. Gene Ontology annotation, cellular component: nucleus; chromatin. NCBI's taxonomy places the organism in Eukaryota, Metazoa, Chordata, Actinopteri, Anguilliformes, Anguillidae. The transcript has 10 exons. The coding region runs from base 88 to 2592 and encodes 834 amino acids. Gene Ontology annotation, molecular function: nuclear glucocorticoid receptor activity; steroid binding; zinc ion binding. The record is from RefSeq and is a predicted model, not a curated record.